This is a messenger RNA of Manihot esculenta (cassava), 658 nucleotides long. Its product is annotated as classical arabinogalactan protein 6. The record is from RefSeq and is a predicted model, not a curated record. NCBI's taxonomy places the organism in Eukaryota, Viridiplantae, Streptophyta, Magnoliopsida, Malpighiales, Euphorbiaceae. Bases 98 to 658 code for a protein of 186 amino acids. The transcript has a single exon.
UUGCUUAAGACAUACUGCAUACUGCAUAGAAUCAAACGACACCGGAAAAGUACUCUUGUUUAAGGAUCUCCAAAACCUCAAACAUCGAACAACCAAAAUGGCACGUCAAUUUCUUGUUCUUGCUCUUAUCUAUGUUGCCAUUUCUGGGGCAUUUUCCGAUGGCAAUGCACCUUCUGAUUCCCCAUCAUCCUCUCCUUCAGAGAAUAGCUCUUCCUCUCCAGCUCCUUCUAAGGCUCCUGCAGGUCCUGCUAAUAACUCUAGCGCUUCAGCUUCAGCUCCUUCUGGUGAUGCCAAAGCCCCAUCUUCUUCUGAAUCACCCAAGUCCAGUGCUAAAUCCCCAGCUCCUGCUAAAGCUCCAAAGUCUUCUGCUCCUAGCCCCAGGGCAUCUUCACCUGGCCCCUCUCCCGCCGCCUCCUCCCCUGAAGAGGGUGUUGCACCUGAGAGUGCGGCCUCCUCUCCUCCUGCACCAUCCAGCCAGGGCUCCCCAAGUCCUGAUUCCGAUGACCAAGCUGCUGAUGAUUCAGAAGAACCAGCUGCAUCUGAUGGUCCUAGCAGUGAUUCUCCAGCUGAUGCUCCGGAUGGAAGCCACGCUGCUAUCCUAAAGGUCUCUGCUGUUGCUGUUGCUGCAGCUGCUGGCUUCUUCUUGUUGUCCUUUUAA